AUGGCCCCCGCCACCACGAUAUUCCGCGUCUUCGCAUUAUCUGCAGCUUUGAGCCAAGCUGCUGCAUCCUUCAGCCUCAACAUUUCCGGUCCUAGCUGGGACUAUACCACCAAGGACCUGGCAGACACCACUUCCCAGGCAUGCAAGGAUGCCUACAGCGCCAAUAUCGACUGUGAUGAAACUCUUCUCAAGCUCGUGGCGUCUUUGGACAUAAACUUCCACCCGGAUAAUUCGGACUUGCGACAAACUUGCACCACGACCUGUAAAGACUCACUGGACGAUUAUGUCAAGAAUGUUAAGGCUACUUGUGACAAGGAUGGCGAUCUAGCCGGUCUUGAUAACGGGAGAUCUCUUGAUUUCUCAGUUCCUGUUUCUACUGUUGGUGAGGUCUUUCAGUAUAUGUAUGGCCGAGGCUGUGCGAUGAAUGGAACCGAUUACUGCUACCCAACCUUCGCCGAAAGCGAUAGCUGGGGUAGCGAGGAUUUCUCAUGCAGCGACAACUGUGCAAUGAAGUUCAUGCAAAACGCUCACAACCAACCUGGCUCUGGAUACUUCUUCUUCUACUUUUCCCUCAGCACCCAGUCCUCGUGGUGGGAAGACGUCUUUGCGGGUGGUUGGAAGACUGUUGUUAAAUGCGGCAAGGGUGGAAGUGGAAGCGAUGCAAGCUCCGUCAGUUCGAGCGUAAGCUCGUCAAAGACUGAUUCUGUUGACCUUUCAUCUUCAUCUUCAACCAGUCUAAUUAAUGGCAAAUCUGCCGUUUCUGCGACUUCGACUUCGACUGCGACUGUGAUGAGUACUAGUACUGCUCCUGCUCAUUCGGCUACGGCUACUAGUGGUGCUUCGAGGCUUAGGAUUCUCUUCUUUUAG
Molecule: messenger RNA, 867 nt
Organism: Penicillium waksmanii
Lineage: Eukaryota; Fungi; Ascomycota; Eurotiomycetes; Eurotiales; Aspergillaceae
Exons: 2
Coding region: 1-867 (288 amino acids)
Source: RefSeq, a predicted model, not a curated record